AGUUAUAUCCCAAACGCUUCAAAAAGUAAUCCGCUCUGUCCGAACCGAAGCACAAAAGAAAAUCAGUCAGCAUGCCUCCCUACGCUACCCAUCAAGAAGACCACUUCGAAUCCAAAGUUGUUCUCAGCUUUCACCCCCUGGAUCCUCUCCUCAAUGUGCCAAAUGCGAUUGGAUCUAACAAGAUGGCGCCUUCCGGCACCAGUAGCAACACCAAUUCGAUGGAGCAUCCCGUCACGGCCAUGUCUUCUCUCGAUUCGGAAGACACCUCGUCCUCUUCCGUGCUGGAGAGGUUGCUAGAUUUCAACCCCUGCAUUGGCAUGAUGGGAAAAAGAAGAAACAGUAGUGCUGAUGCCGGCGAGGAAGAGCCCAAGAACAAAGCCGCAUUUUCGUUCUCCAAUCCAUACUCUGCCAUCUUCAAAGAUCGACGAUGUUCCGAAUGCGGCGGAAAGUGUACGAAGCUGAAGGGUUAUUCUAAGGUAAUCGUCGCUAACCAUAUGUUCGAAGAGGGAACCAGCAGAGAACUUCCCAUUGAAGAAAGCAGCAGCACUAAGAAGAUUUACCUUCACAAAUGGUGUUCCCAACUACGGGACUACCGAAACGAACACAAAGAGGGUUUCAAUGGAGUCCUGUGCCAACUGAUGGACUACUUUCGAGCACUCGAACUCGAGGCCCAAAUGAAGCGAGAGGCAGAGCUUCGCAGAAAGCAAGAAGAGGUGGCUCGUGACACCAUAGAUAACUCCCAGAUCGACAGAAACCUAGCGGAGGGGCAGAAGAAAAACGCCACAAAAGGUUUCUUGAAGCGUGUCAAGAAAUCUGGCAAACGCAUCCAGAAAUCCUUUUCGAUGAAUGCAUGCAUGGGGAUAAACCGCAGCAAGUCUGCUMACAAUACCACUGCAAUCACCAGCGCAGUAGACGAAUCGGCCUUUUCGCGUCGGGAAAUCUAAGGCUGCAAAGGGUGAUGGCAGAACCUUGCCUUGCGCUCAAAUCUAUGUACAAUCCAGCCUCUCCUCACCAGCCGAUACGUCGUCAUUAGUACGAAGACACGUACAACAAGCACUCCUCCUGGUCUUUGCAGCAUUCCCUUUUACUUCGUAGUAAACCACCAUAUUUAGU
Molecule: messenger RNA, 1113 nt
Organism: Pseudo-nitzschia multistriata
Lineage: Eukaryota; Bacillariophyta; Bacillariophyceae; Bacillariales; Bacillariaceae
Source: the annotation of a GenBank genome assembly